AUGAAGAAUUUAUCUUUAUGGCAAGUUACUUCAAAGAAGCAAUUCGAUUUCCAAGAAAAGUAUUGGAUUUGUUAUGGUCAUCAAGAAGAAUCUGAUACCGGAGAUUUUUUCGUGUGUUCAAAUAGCCUUAACAUAUGCAAUGUUAAUUCUUGUGGUGAAACUGUAUGGACCAAAAAUUUAUCAGAUAUGGUAUCAUCAGAAAAUGCACCAGUAAAUAUAACAUUUUUAGGAUUGAUCAAUUGCGUGAGUGUUGGCCUUGCAAAUGGUGAACUUAUAACUUUAAGUAAUUUCGGUGCUACUAGUGAUUUGGCCGGUGUAUGUGAUAAUGGAUUAUUGGCUAUGGAAUGGAGUCCUGAUCAGGAGCUAUUAGUUUUAGUGACAAAAGAUUUAAAAGUAAUUUUAAUGUCUUGCACAUAUGAUCCAAUAAAUGAACAAAGUUUGAUAAGUGAAGAAUUUGGAGAAAAACAGUUUGUAACUGUUGGCUGGGGGAAAAAAGAAACACAGUUUCAUGGAUCUGAAGGAAAGCAUGCAAGAACAAAAACUGAUGUUGUUGCUGAUGACAAUAUUGAGGACAGUAAUAGAAUUCUAAUAUCUUGGAGGGGAGAUGGCAAUUUAUUUGCAGUUGGGUUCACAAUGGAAGGUAUUAGAAGAUUCAAAGUUUUCGACAGAGAAGGAAAUUUGCAAUAUACUAGUGAAAAACAAACCGGACUUGAAGCAAAUUUAUCAUGGAGGCCUAGUGGAAAUGUUAUUGCAACAACACAAAAGAUAGCCGACAAACAUAUUGUCGCAUUCUUUGAAAAAAAUGGCCUUAAACAUGGAAGUUUUGACAUACCCAUCAACUCAAAUACUAUUGUAGAAGAUUUACUUUGGAGUUCUGAUUCUGAAAUACUAACUAUAGUAUGUAAGGAUAAAUCAGACAGUUCACAAAAGAUUUUACUCUUCACAACCAGCAAUUACCAUUGGUAUCUCAAACAAACUUUAGUAUUUGAAAAAAGUAUAAGUAAAGUGCUAUGGGACAAUGAUUUUGAAGUUGUUAAUAAUAAAAAAUUGCAUGUUGUAUUAGAAAAUGGCCAGUAUUACUCAUACACAUGGGUAUGGAGUAUAGAUCAUAGCAAUGGUAAAAGUGAAGAGGAUGAUGCUGUUGUAGCAGUCAUAGAUGGAAAGAAAGUUUUAAUAUCAGCUUUUAGACAUUCAGUUGUUCCACCACCUAUGAGUAAUGUGGAAUUAGAAUUGCACUCUGAUGUGAACUCAGUGAUUUUCUCUCCUGGAAAUUCAUUAAAUUCUAAUUUAUUAGUAAUAUUGACUGUAAAAAGUUUAGUGUUUUUAGAGCAAACUAUAAAAAAUCCUUUACUAUAUACAAUAUCUAAAGAAGUAGCUUUGGACAAAAAUGACUUUCCAUUCCAAUAUUAUAACUGGCAUUGGUUAGAUGAAGAGAGGUUCAUAUGUACAAAAGUUGGAAAUGAUUCAUAUGAAGUAGUUCAAUUCAAAGUAUGUGAUAAUAAACUUAUUGAAGAGAACUCACAAUCUGUACAUUCAGCUGUAUCAAGAGUUCAAAGUCAUCCAUUAUUACCAUCAGCUGCAUUUUUACAACUCAUUUCUGGUGAGAUUUUGGAAUACAAUCAAGAUUGUAUUACACCUCAAGAAGUUUCAUUCCCUGAAGCCUGCCAAAAGUUUUCUGUUUUAUCAAUACAUAAUGAUAUAUAUUUUCUUGGUCUUUCCCAUAAAGGUGGUUUUUAUAUAAUGGAUAGACUAAUUAUUAAUAAUGUAAGCUCAUUUUUCAUUCACACCAGCUUUUUACUCCUUACAACUUUAAAACAUGAAUUAGUUUGCACAGAAAUAUCUAAAUCUGGCCUUGAAAGACUGGAAGCAUAUGAUAAAAUAGAAAAUAUUGAUAUAUUUAAAAGAAACAUAGAAAGAGGUGCAAAAUUAGUUGUUGUAGUUCCAAAAGAUACAAGGACUAUUUUUCAAAUGCCAAGAGGAAAUUUAGAAACAAUUCAACCAAGACCUUUGUCACUAAAAAUUAUUGGAGAAUAUCUUGAUUCACGAAAAUAUUAUGAAGCGUUUGAUCUAAUGAGAAAGCAAAGAAUAAAUCUGAAUUUGAUUUUUGAUCAUGAUCCAGACCUUUUCAUAAAGAGUAUUGAUGUGUUUUUAGAAUCUAUAAAGAACAAUUCAUGGCUUAACCUCUUCUUGACAGAUUUAGAAAAUAUUGAUGUCACUAAAACCAUGUAUUCCAGCAGCUAUUCAAAUAAAACAUCAAAUGUAACUGUAAAUAACAAGAUACAUUUUAUAUGUGACAAAGUAAGGUCACAUUUAAUAGCUGCAUCAAAUAAUGCCACCAGAGUGUUAACGUUACUGACGACAUUUGUGAAGAAAAAUACCAUAAAAGAUUUAGAGCAAGCUUUAGUAGUUAUUAAAGACUUAAAAUUACAAGAAUCAGCUGGAUCAAAACUUCCAGUUACUUCUGAUGAAGCACUAAAAUAUCUAUUAUAUAUGGUGAAUGUAGACCAUUUGUUUGACGUUGCCUUGGGAAUGUAUGAUUUCGAUCUUGUACUAUUAGUUGCAAAUAAAUCACAAAAAGAUCCAAAAGAAUAUGUUGCAAUGCUCAAUGAAUUGAAUGAAAUGGACGAAAAUUAUAAAAGAUUCACCAUUAACAAGCAUUUGAAAAGGUUUGACAGAGCAGUGCAAUGUCUUGCUAAAUGUGGUGAAAACAGAUAUGGAGAGUUACGCACAUUUGUUAAAUAUCAUAGUCUUUACAGAGACGCUCUAGCUCUGUUUUCUAUUGAUGAUGAAAUUUAUAAGCAAAUAUCUGAUGAUUUCGGUCUUUAUUUGAAAUUAAAGAAGCAAUAUGUUGAAGCUGGUAUUGUUUAUGAAAUGGCUAAAAGUAAUGAUAAAGCUAUUGAAUGUUAUAAGGAUGCUUUAGAGUGGGAGUUGGCUUUAAAGUUAGCACAUGAGAUGCCUAAAAAUGAAUUUACAACAUUGUGCUGGGAUCUUGCAACAGCACUAAAGGAAGAGAAAAGACACAAUGAAGCCUUAAGAAUCUUGGAGCAAUUAUUGGAUAAUAAUGAAGAAAUCAUUUUAUUUGCAAUUGAAUGUGGCCAAUACAAAACUGCUUUACGAUUGUGUGCAAAAUCUAAUAGAUUAGACCUAAAAGAAACAAAGUUAUCGCCAGCGCUAUUAGAAGAAUAUGACAAUCUUCAGGAUUUAUUAGAAACAAGCAAAAGUAACUUUACAAAGUAUAGAAAUAGACUACAAGUUGUAAGAGAAAUGAAAAGCAAGAAACCUAUGGACAGUUAUGAAGCUUAUGGAGGAAAUAAGGACUGUGAUUUAUAUUCUGAUGCUGGAAGUACUAUUGCUUCUUCGUCUGGAUCAGGGAGAUCAUAUCGGUCUAGUAAAAACAGAAGGAAGCACGAGCGUAAAGUUGCAUCUCUGAAAGAAGGGUCUCAGUAUGAGGACACCGCGCUAGUACUAGCUCUACAUAGUCUGGUGACGUCAGCAUUUGAACUGCGAAUGCACGUGAAGGAAAUCAACACAGCUUUGUGUUGUUUGAACAUGAAUGAUAAAGCUUUAAUUCUACAGACAAAUCUGGAAAAAAUACUUAAAGAAAUGAAAGAUAGCUUUAAACAGAUAUGGAAUAAUGAAUUUGCUCUGGAAGCCGUCAAUGCAGCGAUAGUGGCAGAGAAUGUUCCAGAAGGCAGCAGUGUGAUACCUCAAGGCAUUGCUACUUUAGAACCUCAUUUAAUGAUAGCACCAAUUGUACAGGAUCUCAACUGGAAAUUGGAAGGAUUAAAUUAU
Brenthis ino (lesser marbled fritillary) is the source of this 3792-nucleotide messenger RNA. NCBI's taxonomy places the organism in Eukaryota, Metazoa, Arthropoda, Insecta, Lepidoptera, Nymphalidae. The record is from the annotation of a GenBank genome assembly.